CUGCAAGGAGCGGAGAGCACAUACUGUGUCAGCCAGGCUGCAGCUCCAGCUUGGUGCCCCCAUCCCCGGGGCCAAGCCAGCCUUCCCCACCAAGCUCCGCUCGCUCCCACCCGCGGCUGGGCUGCUUGGCUUUUGUCUCCUCCUGCAGCCUCCUCCCCUGCCCUUCUGUGCUGGCACUCACAUGCUGUCCCUGCUCCAGCUCUCCCUGCACCCAGGGUUGGGGGAGCUCCAGGGAGCCUGGGCCUGUGGGAUCGCUGCACAGAGCCACCAUGGCCUCUGACGCGGAGAGCUGUGACCGGCCGAGGCUUUGAUGUUGCUGCCCAGGGCUUGCCAGGACACUGGGGCCUCUCAAGAGGGGACUCGCCACGGUUCCUAGUGACCUCACUGCAGAAGAGCGUCAAGAGCUAGAGAACAUCAGGCGAAGGAAGCAGGAGCUGCUGGCCGACAUUCAGAGGCUAAAGGACGAGAUAGCAGAAGUUGCUAAUGAAAUUGAAAGCCUGGGAUCCACAGAGGAGAGGAAAAACAUGCAGAGGAACAAACAGGUAGCCAUGGGCAGGAAGAAAUUUAACAUGGAUCCUAAAAAGGGCAUCCAGUUCUUGAUAGAAAACGACCUGCUGAAAAACACCUGUGAAGACAUUGCCCAGUUCCUCUACAAGGGAGAAGGGCUCAACAAAACAGCCAUCGGUGACUACCUAGGGGAGAGAGAUGAGUUUAACAUCCAAGUCCUGCACGCGUUUGUGGAGCUGCAUGAGUUCACGGACCUGAACCUCGUCCAGGCCCUGCGGCAGUUCCUGUGGAGCUUCCGGCUCCCCGGGGAGGCGCAGAAGAUCGACCGGAUGAUGGAGGCCUUCGCCCAGCGGUACUGCCAGUGCAACAGUGGGGUGUUCCAGUCCACAGACACUUGCUACGUCCUCUCUUUUGCCAUCAUCAUGUUAAAUACUAGCCUGCACAACCCCAACGUCAAAGACAAGCCCACUGUGGAGCGGUUCAUCGCCAUGAAUCGUGGCAUCAACGAUGGGGGCGACCUGCCUGAGGAGCUGCUCCGGAAUCUGUAUGAGAGCAUAAAAAAUGAGCCCUUUAAGAUCCCAGAAGAUGAUGGGAAUGAUCUCACUCACACUUUCUUCAAUCCAGACCGAGAAGGCUGGCUGCUGAAACUGGGAGGUGGCAGGGUAAAGACUUGGAAGAGACGCUGGUUCAUUCUGACUGACAACUGCCUUUACUACUUUGAAUACACCACGGAUAAAGAGCCCCGUGGAAUUAUCCCUCUAGAAAACCUGAGUAUCCGGGAGGUGGAGGACUCGAAAAAACCAAACUGCUUUGAGCUCUACAUCCCUGACAAUAAAGACCAAGUAAUCAAAGCCUGUAAGACUGAGGCCGAUGGGCGGGUGGUAGAAGGAAACCACACAGUCUACAGGAUUUCAGCUCCUACACCUGAAGAAAAGGAAGAGUGGAUUAAAUGCAUUAAAGCAGCCAUCAGCAGGGACCCUUUCUACGAGAUGCUCGCAGCGCGGAAGAAGAAGGUCUCCUCCACGAAGAGACACUGAGCGUGCUGCCAGGGUGUCGUCCAGCCUGCAGAGCCAUGGCCUUUCUCCUGCGCCUCCACUCCUGAGCACUGCGGAGCGGAGGCAUCCUCGGCCAGCCUUGCCCGAGCUCUAGAGACUAGCUUCAGCUUUGCAUUGUUUUUAAGGGGAGAAAGGGUGGGCAGAAAGGGUCGUCACUGGGAAGGGGACCGAGGCCUGCAAGCCCAGGCUCUCAGCCUUUCUCUGUGCCGAGCGGAGAUCCUGACACAGGGCAGCGUGCUCCUCCGCUCCGCAGGUCUGCAGCAGAGCUGGGAGAGCCCUGUGCACCUCACAGCCACUCCUGUGCAGAGCCUUCCUCCCUGCACCGCGUAUACUCGUAUGGAUACAUUAUGAUGUGGUGAGAGGAGCAGUGGAUCUAUUUUUGUUUUCUUAAAAGAAACAGAACAGCUGCCCUGCCUGUUGGGGGACUCCCUGGGGAAGGGCUCCCAGGCUGCCGCCAGCCCGAGAGUGCUGCCCAGGGGCCUGUCCGGGUGAGAGGGCCGGCACUGUGCAGCCAGCAGGGAGGCCUCUUCGGCAGUGGCAUGGGCAGCUCCCGCCCAAGUGCCUGCGGGGCUGAGGGAGACGAGAGGAGGCGACUGGCUGGACACCUCCGUCUUCCUCCCUCAGAACCCGGGUCUUGCUGGGCUUCACCUAGAAAGUCAGCAUUUUCCUUGAGCUAAAUACCUAAUAACCAAAACUGUGAGGAGGUUGUCCCAAUAGGUUCUGGGUGAUCUCACUGGUUUCUAUCUGGUUUUUCUUUCUUGUCCCCAAACUCCACUCCUCGUUCUAGAGGAAGGAGGAGGUCUUACCUGAUCCCUGCGGGGCUUCAGCUUUUUCUGCCUCAAAACGGGCCCUACCGGGGCUCCUCUGGUGCGCUGCAUGGUGGCCUCCAGGGGCGGGGCCUGGUCUGCUCAGCAGGGCCCAUGGAAUGAGAGGUCGUUCCCUCUCGCUCCUCUCCCCUGCAGCAUUCGGCAUUCGUGUGAGUGGGCCACCCUCCUGUGCGGUGUGAAGGGAGCCACGAAACGCAGCGUUCUCCUGCCGUUCUCUCAGGGACUCUCAAGGGCAGCUCCUGCCACAUGGCCAGGGCCGACAGAGCAGGUGGUGGCUGGCAGCUCGGCACACCCUUCACAUGUCCGGGUCGGCGUGCAGAGGAUCCUGGUCUUCACAGGCCUGGGUCCUCUGACCCCAGGAUAGGGAGCAUCUCUGGAAAUAGCUUUGCAUGAGUAGGGGCCGGGGGAGGGCAGCAUUCUGGCCCCUUCUGUAGAUCCUGCCUGGAGUGGCUUCAGGCCUUCACCUGGCGCUUGUGAAGACGAUGGAAGUGGGUCUGGGCUGGAAAGCUGAGCUCUGUGGCAGAGAACCAGAGCAGUGCCAGCCAGAGCACUCCAGCGGGCCCAGGCCCAGGCCCUCGAGCUGGUUCUCACUCAUGUUUCCUGGACAGAGAGGCACCUGGAUCAGUAUUAGUCUAUUUAUCAGAGGUGUAAAUAAUCCAUGUAUAGUUUUUCUCCUUUUAGAUUAUUUUGUAUUUGUUUUAAAAAAAUUUUGUCAAAAUAUAAAGAAAUGACUGAAAGUUGACAGGGCUUUUAAAAAAUUAUAAUUAUUAUUAUUCCAGUUGUUUUUGUUUGUUUGUUUUUUGCCUUGUAAACUAGCACCAAGGAACUGCAGCAAAUAAACUCCAACUCUGCCCAAC
This is a messenger RNA of Heterocephalus glaber (naked mole-rat), 3246 nucleotides long. Lineage: Eukaryota; Metazoa; Chordata; Mammalia; Rodentia; Bathyergidae. The record is from RefSeq and is a predicted model, not a curated record.